Molecule: messenger RNA, 3628 nt
Organism: Aptenodytes forsteri (emperor penguin)
Lineage: Eukaryota; Metazoa; Chordata; Aves; Sphenisciformes; Spheniscidae
Gene: TMEM201
Product: transmembrane protein 201
Exons: 11
Coding region: 1-1941 (646 amino acids)
Biological process (GO): nuclear migration along microtubule
Cellular component (GO): nuclear inner membrane
Molecular function (GO): lamin binding; actin filament binding
Source: RefSeq, a predicted model, not a curated record
AUGGAGAGGACUUGCACCCCCAAGUAUGCCUCUGAAAAACCGAAGAAGCCCACACACGUGACAGUGAACUGCUGGUUCUGCAAUCAGGACACGGUAGUGCCAUAUGGGAAUCGCAACUGCUGGGACUGCCCCAACUGUGAGCAGUACAAUGGGUUCCAAGAGAAUGGAGACUACAACAAGCCCAUCCCUGCUCAGUACAUGGAACACCUUAACCACGUUGUGUCAGGUGGUACGACUUUCUGUGAUCCUACCAAACCGCAACAGUGGGUAAGCAGCCAAAUUCUGCUUUGCAAGAAAUGCAACAACCAUCAAACCACGAAGAUCAGACAGCUGGCUUCAUUCUCACCAAGGGAGGAGGGCAAAUACGAUGAAGAGAUUGAGGUGUAUAAGCACCAUCUGGAGCAGACCUACAAGCUGUGCCGUCCAUGCCAGGCUGCUGUGGAGUAUUACAUAAAACAUCAGAAUCGGCAGCUCCGGGCGCUGCUGCUCAGCCACCAUUUCAAACGCCGUGAGACAGACAAGACCUAUACUCAGAAUUUAUGUUCAUCUUCCUCUUCUGCUUCCAUAACCACACCAGCUCAGGUGAUAUUUCUGCGGUUCUUGGCCUUCCUCAGCUGUGCGUUCCUGGUUCUGAUGGCCUUGUAUGGGUCAGGCGACCCCUUCUCACUCAGUGCAGCAGUCCCUGCUCCUGUCUCCUCUGGUCCAGUGUCCAUUCGGAACAGGACUGACACAAGCUCACAUGCAGACUUGGAAAAUGACACUUCCGUGACGGUGGCAGGCUGGCGGGAGCUGCUCCACCUGCUCCCAGAACAGAUGGUGGAGAACCUGAGUGCCGCCUGGGCUUACGGGAAGAAUCACCAGAUGGCAGUUGCUGUCCUUGGGCUGUUCACCUGCCUGUUGGCCAUGUUCUUAGCUGGGCGGAUCAGGCUCCGGAGAAUUGAUGCGUUUGCUUCAGUCUUGUGGUUCGUAGUGAUGAGUCUGCAUUUAGCUGAGAGGUACCUGAAGACGGAAACACCCAACUGGCUAGACACAGCCAAAUUUGGCACCACGUCCUUGUGCUGCUUGGUGGGCUUCACCGCAGCAGUGGCUACGCGGAAAUCAACGGGCCAUCGGAAAUACCGGCCCCGAAGGUACCUUUCUGGGGAUUCGAUUACUCUCUUUCCCAGCGGCACUGGGACUGGUUUCCCUUCCUCUGCUACGUCUCUCUUUGUCCCAACACCACCCAGUAUUCUCCAGCUGACAAACCAACAGCUCUUCAGAUCCCCACGCAGAACUUCUUCUUCCUCUCUUCCUGGUCGUCUCAACAGGGCACUCUCGCUGGGUACCAUCCCCUCCUUGGCCAGAGCAGAUUCUGGCUACUUGUUCAGCGGAAGUCGACCAGCCUCACAGUCAUCUCAGUCCAAGGAAUCUCCUACGUCAGAGCACUUCUCCCUGCUGUCCGGCAGCUGUGCUCCCUCCCGCAUCCCCUCUCCAGCACCGUCGGUGGCUGGCUCUGUGACUUCCAGCUCAGGUUCCUUGCGGUACCGCCGGCCACUCAUCAGCCCUGCCCGCCUGAACCUGAAAGGACAGAAGCUGCUGCUUUUCCCAUCUCAGAAUGAGGCUCUGCUCACCCCAACUAGCUCAGAGGAGCACACCCACUCAGACAGCAACAUCUUUGCCACCGAGUUGUCCUCCUUUCCAAAGAAGAACCUCAGCGAGCGGGGAAUGCAUGAUAUGAGAUCUGCUAUGGAAGGCGGGAGUAUUUGCAGUGAUAAUUCCAUCAAAAAGGAGGAUCGCUCCUCACACUCAUCUACCUGUGUGGUAGACACAACUACCAAAGGGGAAGAUUUGGCAGGCUGGAGAGGUCAUUUUGGUAACUCCGCUCUCCGAGGUCUGCUAGCCGUGAGUCUGACUCUCAAUGCAAUCUUCACGUCAGCCUAUGUCUACCGGAGCCUGCGUUGAUUUGUGCCAACACUCCCUUUCUUUCUGGUUCCACCUGCUUCUGAGGAGACAAGAAGAAUUCAACCACGGCUUCAUGUCUAGUGGCCGUGCCACUGGUGCAUGCUGUUUUUUAAAAAAACUACUGUAUGCUCAGCUGUCAUGACAAGGAACCCGGGUAGCUGCUGCCAUCACUUCCAGGUAGAACAUAUCACAGGAUUGUCCCUGGAGGUGGCAGGCGGAAUUCCCAGAAAGCUCCAGUUCGAAGCAGGAGGCCAGUCAAAUGGCCCACGCGCUUUCUUUCAAAGGAACUGACCUGAGACACAAGCCUGAAAAUGUGUAAGCUACGUUUUUAGGAACCUAUCCCCAGCUCUUCUUCCUGACAUAUCAACCUCAUGCUGAUGGUGCUGGUAAAAUGAGAAUUAGAACAAAUGAGCUGGAGAAGAGGGAUGGCUUUGUAGCUGGUGCUGGGCUUUGGCUACUGUAACGGCAUUCCCAGCCUCUUUGCCCAGUGGUUCCUCUUCUCUCUUCCCUUUGGCACUCUCCUCUAAAUUAUCAGUGAAUUUUCUUUAAUUGCCUUAAGCUUGCCUAAGCACCCGGGUGACUUUGGCUGCUCUGUCAUAUUCUUGCAUCUUACAUGUCCCUGUGCUUCCACCUGGGCUGUGCCCUGAGGCCCCUUUCACCAGUUGCCAUUCUGGUCAUGCUGGUUCUCGGAAACUGCUGUCUGUACGUACCUCCAACCAGCACUGUUGCUGUAGGUAUGCACAAACCCCAGAGAGACAUGCUUUGUGAUUUGCAUUAGAAAGAGGAAGCCUGCGCUUUGCUUUAUCCAGGGGGCACUGAUUCUGUUACAAUUAACUCUGUAGUAAGAAAGGAUCCCUAUGUGAUGUGCACCAUAGUCAAAGGGCUUCAGCUCACAACUCUGACUGCUGGUGUUUUCACUGAAGCAGCGAGUGGCAUAGCUUGUUCUUGCUGUAAAUCGCACAAAUCUAUUCUAUUAGAAGAUACAUGAGGAGCUGUCUGUAUGCAUUUAUCCAGAAACCAGAUGCCUCAAUCUGAUACUGGGAUUUGCUAAGUAACCAUUUAAGAUACUUCUUACUUAGUUAAAUGCCAAGGUGCUCUCAGUGAGAAAUGCCAAACCUGCUUCUGGACAACUCAGCCUUCUGGAUAGAUUCUUCUUUUCUAACCCAAAGGAAGUAGCCCUAGAUUUUCAAAAGCAGUUUACAAUUUGGGCACUUCUGCUUUUGGGUGAGUCUUCAGCAUUGCUUAGAAUUCAGGGGCCAUUUAAGAGUAUCGUGCUGAAUACUCCAAAUCAUUUAGUACACCUUAGGGGAAAAAAAAAAAAUCUUGAUCUUUGUUUUGGUUCUUAAAUCCCAAGUGCAGAGAGAAGAUUUACCAAUGUGUCAAGGAUACCUGGUGAAAAGAGAGCCAACUGGCAUUAGCUAUGUAUUUCCUGAAGCAGGACUGACUCUAUUGAGAGUUUUUCUAUUGUCUCUUCCUUUGGGCUCCUUUACCUCAAACUUAUUUUCUCUUUCCCUCACCCCAUUGUCCUGUGUUUACAUCUUGAAUGACAGUGUUAGCUUACUGUGUCUUUUCCUCCCUUUCAGUUCUGCUGCUCUUCCCUCUAUUGUACUCUUGCAUGUGCACAGAAACAAAGUGUGUAUCUGAUAAUUCUCUGCUCUGAACCUGAAAUUCACACCUCGGAGUGAUG